UGCAGGUUUUACAAUGUCUUCAGAAGAACCAGAUAUUGGAAAACUGCAUCUAAAUGUAAUUAAACUACGCGACCACCUUGAAAAAGUAGUAUUGGACCAGUACACAGCCUUGAUAAAAUCUGAAGCUCGGAAGAAGGAUCUUACCAAGGAGCUUGAGCGGAGUGAAGCUCGGUGCCAAGAACUUAGGAAAGUACUUGAGCAGACUGAAGCUCAAAAGAAUAAGGAAGAUCGUGGAGAGAGUGAAGCUCAAAACAAAGAGCUUGAAAACUAUCAUGGGAAUAAAGGGCUAAAGAAAGAACUCGAGUUCUGUGAGGCUCGAGGGAGAGAACUUAAGAAAGAACUUGAACUCAGUGAAGCUCAAAAGAACAAGCUUAAGAACCAACUUUUUCAGAGUGAAGCUAAAAACAAUGAGGUCAAGAAACAACUUGAGCAGAGUGAAGCACAAAUUAACCGGUUAAAUGAAAAUCUUCAGAAGAUUGAAGCUGAAAAGAGAGAGCUUACGAAAAAUCUUCAGGAGAGUGAAGAUCAAAAGAAAGAGCUUAAGAAUUAUCUUCAGCAGAGGGAAGCAGAAAACAAAGAGCUCGAGAAAGAUCUUUAUCAGAAAGAGGUAGAACUGCAAGAAUCGAAUGAGCUGCAACAUAAUGCUGAUGAAACAGUGGAAUGGCUGAAAGAAGAACGAAAGCAAUGGCGGGACCAAGAGGUUAAACUUCACAACAAAAUCAGCAUAUUGGAAAAGCAGCGUGACACCAACCGCAAACAUGUGGAUGGGCUGGAAGUUAAUAUCCAUGAAAUUGAAGGAAAGUUUAAGGAACUGGAAGAGGAGUUGGGCAAUAACAAAGCCCUUAAUGGAGUACUUAUUGUCAACGAGCAUGAAAAGAAUGUUGAGCUGCAGGAGGCUCGCAAAGCGCUCAUCAUUGGACUAAGUGACUCAAAAAGCCAAACUUGUAUCGGCGUGAAGAGAAUGGGAGAGCUUGACAAUAAACCAUUCCGUAGUGCGCUCAAAAGGCCCUGUCCUUCAAAAAGAGGUGCCGGUCUAGAUGGUAAGGCCAAGAAGCUAUGUUCUCUAUGGGAGCAGCAUCUGAGAGAUCCAAAUUGGCAACCAUUCAGGAUUAUAAUGAAUGAGCAACAAAAGCCAACGGAAUUCAUUGAUGAACAAGAUGAAAAGUUGAGGGGCUUAAGGGAGGAGUUUGGUGAGCAAGUUUUUCAAGCUGUGAAAACUGCCUUGGCAGAGUUGAAUGAGUACAAUCCCAGCGGCAGGUUUCCCGUGCCAGAGCUUUGGAACUUCAAGGAAAAAAGGAAGGCAACGGUAGCAGAAGGAGUCUCGUAUUUGAUGAACCUUUGGAAACCAAAUAUAAGAACACGUAGAAGCUCUCAGAUCCUAAACAAUCAGUUAAGGUCUCCAACUAGGUAAGUUGUACGAGGCAACUUGGUUCUAAUUAAACAGAGAAGUCACUGAAACUAUCUGUUAUAAUGCUAUUGUUAAGGACCAUAUUGAGAUAGAAACUAUAUGCUUCAAUGUAUGAGACCUAAACUUAAUGCAGAUAAUUUAUGGCUA
Messenger RNA from Malus domestica (apple), 1555 nucleotides. Its product is annotated as factor of DNA methylation 1-like. The record is from RefSeq and is a predicted model, not a curated record. NCBI's taxonomy places the organism in Eukaryota, Viridiplantae, Streptophyta, Magnoliopsida, Rosales, Rosaceae. Gene Ontology annotation, biological process: gene silencing by siRNA-directed DNA methylation.